Messenger RNA from Melopsittacus undulatus (budgerigar), 9550 nucleotides. RefSeq names its product mitogen-activated protein kinase binding protein 1 (gene MAPKBP1). NCBI's taxonomy places the organism in Eukaryota, Metazoa, Chordata, Aves, Psittaciformes, Psittaculidae. Gene Ontology annotation, biological process: positive regulation of JNK cascade; negative regulation of canonical NF-kappaB signal transduction. The transcript is spliced from 30 exons. The record is from RefSeq and is a predicted model, not a curated record. Bases 1 to 5040 code for a protein of 1679 amino acids. Gene Ontology annotation, cellular component: cytoplasm. Gene Ontology annotation, molecular function: protein binding.
AUGAUGUCGGUCGAAGGGUCUACAAUAACAAGUCGGAUCAAAAAUCUCCUUCGCUCCCCUUCCAUUAAGCUGAGGAGGAGCAAGCCUGGGAACAAGCGUGAAGACAUAGGCAGCAAGGUGACUUUGGAGAAGGUGUUGGGGAUAACUGUGUCAGGUGGCAGAGGACUAGCCUGUGACCCCAAAACCGGCCUCGUUGCUUAUCCAGCAGGGUGUGUUGUUGUGCUGUUCAACCCUAGGAAGAAUAAGCAACACCAUAUUCUAAACAGUUCCAGGAAAACAAUUACAGCACUUGCUUUCUCUCCAGAUGGAAAAUAUUUGGUUACAGGAGAGAGUGGACACAUGCCAGCGGUUCGGGUAUGGGAUGUGGCCGAGCGAACCCAGGUGGCUGAGCUCCAGGAGCACAAGUAUGGUGUGGCCUGUGUGGCCUUCUCCCCCAGCUCCAAGUACAUCGUUUCAGUGGGGUACCAGCAUGACAUGAUUGUCAAUGUGUGGUCAUGGAAGAAAAACAUCGUAGUGGCAGCCAACAAAGUCUCAAGUAAAGUGACUGCGGUGUCAUUCUCAGAGGACUGCAGUUACUUUGUCACUGCUGGAAAUCGACACAUCAAGUUCUGGUACCUGGAUGACAGCAAAACCUCAAAGGUCAAUGCCACAGUCCCCUUGCUAGGUCGCUCGGGAUUGCUUGGAGAACUGAGGAACAACUUCUUUACGGACGUGGCUUGUGGAAAGGGCAAAAAAGCUGACAGUACCUUCUGCAUCACAUCCUCAGGCCUGCUCUGUGAAUUCAAUGAAAAAAGGCUGCUGGACAAGUGGGUGGAGCUGAGGACCACUGUGGCAAACUGCAUCUCUGUCAACCAUGACUACAUCUUCUGUGGUUGCGCUGAUGGCACCGUGAGGAUCUUUAACCCUCUGAACCUUCACUUUGUCACCACACUGCCAAAGCCGCACUGCCUGGGAACAGACAUCGCAAGUGUGACUGAGGCCAGUCGUCUUUUCUCUGGUAUGGCUGAUGCGAAGUAUCCAGACACGAUUGCCUUGACUUUUGACCCCACCAACCAGUGGCUUUCCUGUGUAUACAACGACCACAGCCUGUAUGUGUGGGAUGUCAAAGACCCAAAGAAAGUGGGCAAGGUGUACUCUGCUUUGUACCACUCUUCCUGCGUGUGGAACAUUGAGGUGUAUCCAGAGGUGAAGGACAGCAAUCAGUCGUGCCUUCCCCCUGGUUCCUUCAUCACCUGCUCCUCUGACAACACCAUUCGCCUGUGGAAUACUGAGAGCUCCAACAUUCAUGGCACAGCUCUGCACCGCAACAUCCUUAGCAAUGACUUGAUGAAAAUCAUCUAUGUAGAUGACAACACUCAGGUACUCCUGGACACUGACUACAACUCAGCAGGAAGUGCAGACAAAGCUGAUGCACAAGUGAUGGAUACAAAGGUGGGAAUACGCACUGUCUGUGUGAGUCCCGGUGGGGAGCAUCUGGCCUCGGGGGACAGGAUAGGCACUCUCAGGAUAUAUGAGUUGCAGUCUCUGAGAGAAAUGCUGAAGGUGGAAGCCCAUGACUCUGAGAUCCUGUGUCUGGAGUACUCCAAACCUGACACAGGCUUAAAGCUCUUAGCCUCAGCCAGUCGGGAUAGAUUGAUUCAUGUCUUGGAUGCUGGAAAGGACUACAGCCUGCAGCAGACCCUGGAUGAACAUUCUUCUUCCAUCACUGCUGUCAAGUUUGCAGCCAAUGAUGGGAAGGUGCGAAUGAUAAGCUGUGGGGCAGACAAGAGCAUCUAUUUCCGCACUGCACAGAAGACAGGAGAAGGGGUUCAGUUUACCCGAACACAUCACAUUGUUAGGAAGACCACUUUGUAUGACAUGGAUGUGGACCCCAGCUGGAAAUACGCAGCUAUUGGAUGCCAGGAUCGUAACAUCAGGGUUUUCAAUAUAAGCAGUGGGAAGCAGAAGAAGCUUUACAAGGGAUCCCAAGGUGAAGAUGGCACCCUCAUCAAAGUGCAAACAGAUCCUUCUGGUCUUUACAUUGCAACUAGUUGUUCUGACAAGAACCUCUCCAUCUUUGAUUUCUAUUCUGGCGAGUGUGUUGCAACCAUGUAUGGACAUUCAGAGAUUGUAACCGGGAUGAAGUUCAGUAAUGACUGCAAACAUCUGAUCUCUGUUUCUGGUGACAGCUGUAUCUUCAUCUGGCGUCUGAGCUCAGAGAUGACCAUCAACAUGCGGCAGCGACUGUCUGACAUGAAGCAGAGAGGGAAACAGGCAGAAAAGUCUCCUCCGCACAAGACUGCUGGACUCAUGAGGCAUGAGUCCAUCUCUGCCCUGUCCUCUGCACCUGCACUCUCAUCAGACAGCGACAAGGAUGGUGAAGAUGAAGGGAAUGAUGAAGAUGAGCUGCGUGGGCUGCAGUCGUUCCAUGUUCAGUCCAGCUGCAACACUGACAGAGACUCAGAUCCAGACCUUACCCUUUCAAGAAGCCUUUCCCACUGGGAAAUGAGGAGGGCCAAAGAGAUAGCAGCAAUCCAGCGCUCAGAGGCACCGAUGAGCAAGAUGCCUCGGCAGCGUGGGCGCUGGUCCCAGCCAACCAGCAACAUAGAGAUGACUGUGAAAUCCAUGCUCGACUUGCGUCAGUUGGAAUCUUUCUCUGUUUCCCGUUCUCCAAGUCGAGACUCUCUGUCUCAGAACAGCAAUGGGGAUGACAGAGAAGAGCAGACGGAUCUUCCUGUGCACAUUAACAAAGUUGGCAGCUCAGUACCUCCCCAAGAUAACCGGUCCUGUGUGCGACCCCAGAUGAUUCGGCUUGUGUCUUGUGAGGAGGGGAUUUUCUCUCAGGAACUGGAACCUUCUGAGAGUGAGGAAUGUGUAAUCUACCCUGAGCAAGAUGAAAUCCAUCCCACAGACCCUAGCAGUGAGUUCCAGGUAAAAGCACUGCCCCACGGGAAGCUAAAUAGAGGUUACCACAGUAAUGGAUGCCCAGACAAACACAGUCCUGACAGUGCCUGCUCUGUAGAUUACAGCAGCAGUCGUCUGUCCAGCCCAGACCAUCCAAAUGAAGAUUCUGAAAGCACUGAGCCGCUCAGUGUGGACGGCAUCUCAGACCUGGAGGGAGAGGAAGGAGAGGAGGACGUGGCUACUAGUGUGCCAGAGGGAGAAAUCCCCCAGAUUCAUGAUCAGGAAAAGUUCCUCAAGGAGCAUUUUGGGAGCCUGGGCAGCACUGAUGGCAAAGGUGGCUCAUGUAGGAAUCUGGAAGGAAGUGAAAACCUCAGCAUUUCCUCUCGCUUUCUUUCCCAGUCCCCGGCUCUCAGACGAUUGUCACUCUCUUCGUCAAAUCUGAUACUGGAUUCAAAGCCCAUCGAGCCGCCAACCCAGAACAGUCAUUUUACACCAGAUCUGUUGAAAAAUGGCAGCAGCCAGCCUAGUGAUGCUUUGGAGAACAACCAGCUGUUGGAAAGUGUAAAUUCAAAUCAGGCUCCUUAUGUCCAGAAAAAACGGAGGUCAGCUUUGGAGGCCAGCAGAGUUGGUAUGGCUCCUGGACGGGUUAUUGCAUCCUUUCCAGAAGGCCCUGUGAAUGCAGUGAUGAGAAAGGCACAGUCAGUUCAUGACCUCGUUCAUGAGGAUAAGGGUCCUGGAGUGAUAUCCUCUGCCAAGCAGCGUCCUCAGACUCUUUUGGUGGUUGAGAAGGAUCCCAGACCUAACAGUUGCAGGGUGUUAUCAGCUAGUAUGUUGAAGAUGGAUGGAUCUGGUGCUCUGCUGGCCAAAGAUGUCAGGGCUGCAAAACCCAAGUCCUACAUGAACCCUACAACCAGCUUCCGGGCUAAGAUGUCAAGGAGCAUAUCUGUAGGGGAAAAUCUGUACCUUGGUUACUCCUCUGAAAUGCUGGCAGAUGGGAGGACUAGCCCUCCAGUGGCAGAGAAGACACAACUUAGUUCCACAGCAGAUGCUGAGAAGAUGAAGCCACCGGUGAAAGAAAAUGUUCCAGUGAAGCCAGCACUUCCGCCAGUUGUAAACUGCUCAUCUCCCAAGUCCUUCCACAGCAAGUUGGCAUCAUCAAACCGAGCACAUCUGAUUCUUGACAUUCCCAAGCCAUUGCCUGAUAGACCCACCCUGGCCUCCUUCUCACCCACUACUAAAACAAAAACCCUGCUUGAGCCACAGUCUCCACAGUCACCUGCUGGGGCCUGUAAAAAGAAACCUGUUUUUCCUGAGAUCCGAGCCUCCAAGAAGGAGAACCUAACUGCUGGGUCUCUGGUUCCUGGUAGAGAGGUUUCAACAGGACCUACUAAGGAGAGCCCAGUGGAGAGUACAGCCUCAAGGAUGGGUUGCCAGGAUGAGCCAGGGGUUGCUAGUCCAAAACUGUCAGAGAGCCAGCACCCAAAAUCUCCUGAGGGCGCACUGCCCAGGAGCAGGGAGCAGAUCACCGGCAUCGCCUGUGUGCUGGACAACCAGCCUGGACUGUGCCCCCUAGACCCCAUCAGGCCGAGGUCUCCUACAGCUAUAACUGCCUUGGCACAGGUCUCAGGUGUGCAUGGAUACCCAUCUCUUAUCUUCCCCCUUCUGUUUCCUGUCUUUGUGAACCGCCUCACGGUCCCAUCACAUUUCUUUACGUCCAGCUUCUGGCCUGUCUCGUCCUGUCUGCACCUGUCUCGUUCCAUAAGCCAUACCCUCAAUGGAUCGUGCAUCAGCGUAGAGCAGUGUGAGCACAUGGUAUCUGAGCUCCAGGACAGCAUGCGCAAAGCCAUUCAUCUUUACCGCAUGGUGUUAAAUGAUACAGAGUCUUCUACUGACAAAGAUAAAAUAGCGGGCCUCCUGACAGAAACAUUCUCCUCAAUGAAGAAAGAACUGGAUUCUCUGAAGGAAGAGGAAAAGCUUCCAAAGGUUAAGGAGGUACUGACAAAGCCACAAGAUACCACUACUCCAUCAAAUGAGGGAUGUGGUGCAAAUCUACCAAGUCCCAAGAGUUUGGGGGAUCAGCAGACACUAGCUCUGCUGGAACAGUACUCAGAGCUCUUGCUACAAGCUGUGGAACGACGCAUGGACAAAAAACUCUAAGAGGGGUGGCUUUCAGGUGUUGUGAAUACACAGAGAUAAUCCCACGAAGAGGACCAGAGAGAGAGCUUCAGACUGAUGCUAUCAUCACACUGCUCUAGGGCUGGUGGGGAGACCUUUAGAAGUUGAUUUCCUCAAGCCCCUACAACUGACUAAUUCUUAGCAAUGUGCUGGCCACAAUUUUGAUACAUUUUUCUCCCAAUGGUCUUCAACUUCCCGUCUCUAGACAAAAUCUUGAAAGAGGAGUUUGGAGAAAUUGCCUUGAGAUUUCUUCAUAGCCGGGAGGUCAGGAUUGGGUGGCACCUAAGGAAAAAGUGCACACAAGCUAUCCAAGAAAUUCUGAACUGCUGACUAAACACAAAGGAGUCCAGUUGAAGCCAAUCCCUUCUCCAAGGCUUCAUGAGAAUCAAGAAGCAGACUUUUAAUGAGUUUAUUUAUUAAUUUAUUUUUCUGACUGUUGCUCUGUGUCACAUUUGUGGCUAUUAUCUUUGUCCUUUAACAAAAACUGUCAAUCCCUUUCCCAUAUCCCAGCGAGAAACAAUCUCUGUAUUAUAAACCCCCAACAGGGAGACAGGCUGGAGUGUCUGUGCAAUUAAUGAACUGUUUUCUGCUUAAAUCUUGUCUUGGUGUUCUUUCUUUUCCUGCUUCAGCUUUGUUAUGUAGAGUAAUCCUCCUGUUGUCAUGACAACCUUGUCUGCUUUUCUCUUUCAAGACAGUCCCCACACUGUAUUUAUCUGCAUUCACCUCUGGGGGAAGGUUCUGCAACCCUUGGACCAUGCUUUGGAGAUUCAUCGAUGAAUUCAGUAGUGGUAUUUUUUAAUCUGGAAUUUGACAUUAUGUUGAUGCUUCGUGACUGGGUUUUCUGCAGCCAUUUUAAAAGUGGGAUUUGGAUACAAAUAUGGACAUUUGUUUCAGCCACCUUUCAUGAAUAGGAAUUGGAUAUUGACUUUGUUGUAACUGGGAAAUUUGAGCUGAUGAUUUAUUUAUUGAGAACAUGGAAAAGCUGGUUUCCAUCUCUUACAGUGUAACUGGAUUUGAGGUAUCUUCAGUGCAGCAGCUCAUCCAUGGUAUUUGUUCAUUCCAUUAUGAUAGGAAAACAGAGUAUUUACAUCCCAAGAUCUUUUGUUAAACCUGUUUCAACUACCCACAGAGAAUGAUUUUGUGAGAACUUUGAACAGGAUAUUUUAGGAUGUGAUUACCAGCAUUUCCCCAUUCCCCAGCUUCUUUGCUUUUCAUGAAUUCUUGGUUUGAGAAAUAGAAAAUCUUUGCUUCUUGCAUUUGUAUGUGCAAUACUCUUCUCACCCUGUGGAGCUUCUUGAAGCCCAUGCUAACUUGUGUUUGUUCUGGUGUAAAACUGUCCGGUGAUGUGAGCUUUUUUAGUCAAUGAUUAACUAAGAAAAAAUAAUUUGAAACCAAUGAAAUUCUUCAGCACCUUCCCCCUUAGCCCCACUCCUUUCCACAACAGGGUCAAAUACCCCAAAUUAUUUAUUUCUUCCUCCAUCUGCAGCCUGACUUGUAUUUAGUUUAAGGCAGUAGUCCCAGUGAAUAAAACUGAUCCCAGUUUAUAAAACUGAUGCAAGCAACGUUUCAUGGGAGAGAGACUCCUAGCAGCUGUGGAAGUCACUGUGGAAGGCAGCCAGGCAGCAUCACUUGGUUCCACAGGUUACAGGCUUGAAGCAGUUUUCUUUUCAUUUUACUGUCCUGGCUGUCAUCUCCUUGAAACCCCAUGGCACUUGGAAAUGUGGUCUGUUGACUUCUCUGUCUUUCUGUGACUGGAGAUCUGCAGUGCAGCCUGUUCUAACACCGGGCUGGCUGGACCAGUGUAGGAUUCCGAAUAACUCCAGGGCUGGAUACUCUGCAGUUUUGAGAGCUUUCCAGCUCCUUCUGUCUGUAAGUUAAAUCUGCCUAAUCAUGUUUCAGGUGUCCUUGCUAACCUUUCCUUCCAUGGUCUUGUACUGAACCUUUAAAAGUGUUGCUUUCUACUUCUGCCUCGGCAUUGCUGUGUGCUGAAUCAGUUCAUGUGCUUAGUCCUGUAGGCAGCUUCUCUUGCACAGACAGACUUUGCCAAGGAAAGCAAGUUGAAAAGCAGGGGAGAGAUUUCUGGCAGUUUGAGCGAGAAGGCGUGCUGGAGAUGCCACGAGUGGAAUGUAUGGUGACAGUCAUGUUGGGUCUGUGAUGGAGUUAGUAUGGGUUAAGCUUGCUUUUGAGGUGGUUAGUUCCUUCACUUUCAGACUGUGAACAUAUGUCCUAGUGUACAGGAAAUACUGGGGCCACAAGACACUCAGGUAAAAUAGCAGUCCCUUCAACCCAAGUAUCUUUUGGUACUGGUAAUAAUGGUUUGAGGGUCUUUUAUAUUACUUCCCUGUGCAAUGUUAUUCCAUUCUAUGAAUCUUUGAGGUAGUGACAAAAAGGGUCAGAGAUGAUACGGAAAAGCUAGUGGCAAGAAUGGAAUUCCUGUUAAGAUAAAGAGCGACAGCCAGUGACGAUGGCAUAGACAUAUGAAAUAAAGCUCCUUGAAAAUGAGUUUUGUGAAGCAAAUAUAGUUUUUAAGCUGAUCAGAGUGAGAUUUGCUUCCUGGAAUAGAUUUUGCUUGGGGUCAUAGUUGCCUACAGGAAACCAGAGGUAAAAUGUGAUCAGAAUGAUGGCAAGAGAAGUGUUGGGCAAGUAGAUCAGCUGGAGGAGGUUGUAUAGUUUAAAAUAAAUUAGAAUAGUAGAUGUAGGAUACUCAGGAAAACAGAGUAGAAAUAGAGAUGGUCUUGGCCUGAGGAACACCAUUUGGCCAAUACCUGAGAAAGAGAUAGUACAGAAAAGCUUCAGGAAAGUAGAUUUAGGAGUGAGGUGGUGAUCUGUAAUUGGAGAAUGAAUUGGAAGGGGUUUGUUUUUCAGUGUGUCCUGUUGGACCUCUUGUUUCUUUGUUUGCUGUCCUCUAAGCAAUUAGUUUUUCUUGAAUGGCAAAGUCAUGAGCUGUUCAGCUUGGAUGUUAUGAACUUAGUAGUAGAAGUCCAGUAAAGGAGAUGCUGGUGCUAAUAAUAUGUGGUGAGGAGAUAAGUGUUGCUCUUUAUAUUUUGAGACAGAUCCAACUUACUCUUCCCUGAUAGCUUCCUAUUGCUGGCGGUAGGAAGUACUCCUGAAAAUUCUAGUUUACAGAACAAAGAGAGCGUAAAUGAGUUACAUUUUGUUGCACCUUGUGAAUAUGUUUCACCACAGGCUGUCCAUUGGGCCAGGCAGAGAAAGACCGAGUGGUAAAACUGCUUGGGAAGUGAAGAGGCUUGUGGGAGGAGGUCAUAAGCUUGAGUCUAUCCCUCUUACUAGGUUGUGAUCCCUCUUAUUGAUUUGUGUUGGUGUUAGCUUAGGCACAACCAGAAAUAUUAUUGAGAUGAGUUAUUUGUUUAACAUGAAGCCUGAAGAAAUAAUUUGGCCCUGCCUAUCCUCUUUACAUCCAUUUGCCCCCUCCAACCCAACAUUCCUGGUCAAAAUGACAGUAGUUGGUUUUGGGUUUUUGUUUCCCAUCCUGUAAAUAGUAUUGCUUUGCCUGUGGGACCCCUGGGUUCACUCCUGGGCUCUCUCAAACUGAUGCAGUAGGAAGGGCUGCAAGCUGAGAAGGCGGCACACUCUGUUUUACUUGGGGCUGCAGGCAGGUACCACCUUCCUCCUCCCCAUCCCUUGUAGCACCCAGGAGCUGUGUGUCUGGGAGUCUUGUGUUUCUCCCACCUCCUCUCUCAGGUUGUCCUCUCCAUUCCAAGCCACCUCCCAGGCUCAUGGCUGAGGCAGGCUUUAGAGCAGCACCUUCUCCAGUCCCCCGUUUUGCAGACUCAGAGGAAUUGGGGCGUUUCUUCCUGAGAGUAGGAACCUACAGACCUAAUUUUUUAAAGAAGAAAGAGUAUGUAUAUAAUUAUAUAUAAGGAAAAAAUACAGGUAUUUAAACACCAUUGGCAAAUUCAUGCAUGUAUGCGGUGUCUCCCCCCACCCCACCCCAUCGGAUGUGUAGCAUCCAGGAUACGACAUGACACAAACCUCAUUUAAAAGACAGGUUGUUCUCACAGCCCCUUAUUGAACAGGUUCUUCCUUCUCUGGAUAGGGACCAGCACGUCCCGUAUUUCGGAUCGCAUGUGUGAAUAGCACGGGGGCAGCUGUGUCCGUAGGGAUAAUGUCCGUAGGGAUAACCUACAGGGGCCAGGAGCGUUAGGAAUAAGCCAUGUCCCUUCCGCAUGCCUGUGUACGGCUGAGGCACCAGGCAAGCACCGUGUGCUCCAACACUACCCCAUUCCUUCACCCCUCUAGACAAAGACAAAAUCCCUCCUUUAUUUAUAAAUGUGUGUUUUUAUACUUUUGGCUUUAGGUAAAAUAAUCCUUUAAAUGUCCUUUUUUUUUUUAGUUGGAAGAAAUAAUACUACGAAUCUUUCGUUGGGUUGUUUUGCACUGUGAGGCUCCCCCGGGGGCUGUUUUUAACUCUGUAUUCAUUUGUACUCCCUGUCUUAAAACGUUUCAAUAAAAUGUGACCAUUUGUUACCGA